AUGCAAUCAAACUUAAGGAGUAACAGUGCAUCAGUCGAAUAUUAGUACAAUAAAGUAAUAAAGCAGAGACUUCUGUAUUAUAAAUACACAACUGUCAUCUUGUUAAGAUAAUACACAUGAAAUACGAAGCACCUAGUGGUCCAAAUUUCUGUGAUCCUCAGACCAUAAUAAAAAAUGGAAAAUUGAAACAAAAGGGAGACUAACAUGAAGACUUGAAUAAAUCCAAAAUUUCAGAAAAUGGAAGACAUGAAGAAAAGGAGUAGCAAAUGCUAAGUUUCAAACAUAAUAGGAUUUAUCACCACUAAGGCAGUUUCGGAAUAAGAAUAAAUCAGAAAAUGGAUAGUGAAGAAGAAUGGGUCAAGGCACAUGCCUCUGCUGUCACUUUUCUUUUGUCUUCUAAAUCAGCCUUAUUUCCGGCAAGAGCAGUCACCAUAUUUGGGUUACCUGCAUCCAAAAUUGUCAAAUUUCCAAUAGGCAACAUUCGAAAUACUCACAUGCUCUAAAAGAAACACACAGCAGAAACGAGAAAAAUAUUUUGACAAACUUAACCUUGUUUUUGAAGCUCUAGUACCCAUUUCUUUGCCCGGGCAAAUGAAUCCUGAAAUGCAAAGAAAACUUUAGAGUGAUUUUUUGGCACAAGGCCACACGAGUAAUUUCCAAAUUUUGGAGGAAACUGGUCGUACCGUGCUGGUGAUGUCAUACACGAUGAUGGCCGCCGCUGCGCCCCUGUAGUACAUGGGAGCCAAGCUGUGGUACCUCUCCUGCCCAGCCGUGUCCCAAAUUUCAAACUUAACGGUGGCAUCGUUCACGGCCAACGUCUGCGAGAAGAACGCCGCCCCAAUGGUCGACUCCUGCGGAAGAAAAGGAAAAAGAUAUGAGCCUAACUGCAAACACCCGAUUCAAAUCCCAAAACCGUACACAACAUCGAGAAAACGGAAAUCAUCAGAAAGUAGAGCAAGGAAAAUGACCUGGAAUUCAAGGAACUGGCCCUUCACGAAGCGCAGAACGAGGCUGGACUUUCCAGCGCCCAUGUCCCCCAGAAGCACCUGGUAAAUUCUCCAAAUAGGCAGGGAACCAAAUAAAUCGGCGAUCACAAAGAGCCAACGGCAUCUCUCAAAGAAACAUAAAAACCUGAGAUCCGAUCGGAGGUUAGAAAUAGAGAGGCGCAGAAAUUUGACCACCCACCAGCUUCGCAUUUAUGUUGUUGUUUCCCAUGGUAGCCAUGGGAGACCCGCCGCCGGCGAUGAGAUCACAGCGCUCUCAGCCAAAGGGAUCACCCGUUCCUCCCGCAGCGAAAAACUGGGCGACCGGCGAGGGGGGGGAGGGGAAAGGAGGCCGGGAAAAUGUCGGAGUCAGCGAAGGCGGAAGGAAGAUGAUCCCCUCGACGAAGUUAGAGAAUUAAAAGUCGUUGAUUUUGUGGAAGCCUCUGGACGCCUGGUGCUUGAUCCCUACGGGAAGCACCAUUUCGACGGUUCUGAUCUUCCCGAACUCCAUCCCCACGAUCCCACCGUCCGAUCACGAGCACUCCGAACCCUUGGAUGAGCCACGUGGAAGGAAGAGAACGGGUCAGUGCUCUUGAUCGUUUCCAUCCUUACGUCACUCACGCGCAUUCACUCCCUUAUUUAAUUGAUAUUGUGUAUAUAUACAUAGAUAUUUAUAUAUAUCCUAGAAAACCGUCCAUUAGAAACUACUAUUUAUUCCAUAAGUGUACGUUUAUUUAGUUUUAAUCGCGUUAAAAAUUAAUUAAAUUUCUAAUGAGACUAGAUAUAUUUCAAUUUGGCCUAGUAAGCCUCUCUCUCUCUCUCUCUCUCUCUCUCUCUCUCUCACACACACACACACACACACACACUCACUCACUCACUCUCGGCCCCACCCACAGUAACCCCCAAAUAUUAUAUUGAGCCGAAUGGGCCGAGUUAUUUAAUUGGACUGAAAGGAACAUUUCUGAACGAGCGGGCCCAAUAAUGGAAACCCAUUAAAAGAGGUCAUGGCUUCCGGAUAUACCGAGUUUAGAUAAAUUUAAUUAUCUCGGUUGCUAUUACGAAGCCGUCCUUUGGACUUUAUUGGAAAUCUUGUGGAUUAUGAACAUGUGAAUAGUAGAAGGGGAGUGGGGCAAGACGACCGCGAUGGGGUCAACAGAAAAGUCAACGAUGAUCGACCUAUAGUGUAGCUGAUAAUCCACCUCAUCCGCCUUGGCUUGGAAGGAAGUCGGCGGGCUUCUUGGCAAUUGGGCUCUGAUUUGUCCCGGGGCAUUAAAUCAGCCCGUGCGUCUUCAUGGGCUGGAGUAAAAAGAGAGCCCAAUACAAGCCCAUUAAAGCACGCUGGGGUCGUUGACCAUAGAGAGGACUAAAAGCCGACUCCCACCAUAUCGGAGCUCGAUUCACGUUCCUCUCUCUCUCUCUGUAGUCGUGUCCUAAAAAGGGGAAGAAACGAGAGGAACGUCUUUAUGCAUGGAGAACAAGAUUCCCUCGAGCAUGUCCACGUGCCCACUGUCAAGUCCGAGCGGCAGGCGGGGUUGACGGUGGUCCAUUUGCCGGCGCUACCAGCUCAGCGCAGACAGCUCUCCUCUACAGGUUCACGUGCGAGCAACAUCAUACACACGUGUAUCACACGAAUUGCGCCCCUGGACAUAG
Messenger RNA from Spirodela intermedia, 2633 nucleotides. NCBI's taxonomy places the organism in Eukaryota, Viridiplantae, Streptophyta, Magnoliopsida, Alismatales, Araceae. The record is from the annotation of a GenBank genome assembly.